Messenger RNA from Physella acuta, 1839 nucleotides. RefSeq names its product leucine zipper protein 1-like. NCBI's taxonomy places the organism in Eukaryota, Metazoa, Mollusca, Gastropoda, Physidae. Gene Ontology annotation, molecular function: protein binding. The record is from RefSeq and is a predicted model, not a curated record.
AUGUCCCUUGAGUUUUUGUGUACUUUGUACUGAGGUUUCAACGUAAUAGAUAAUAGCGGAAUUUCCCGUUUAUUACUUUCAGUUUCACGAGCAGGAUAUAAGCUGUGGAAUAGUGUAAGAAAGUUAUACCUACACGUCAAAAGAAUACCAGAAGUCAAGAUUAAAAUGCGACCCAGGAUUCACCUUGAACUUGUUGUACGGCAUAAGAAAUAUUUGGAAGAAAAGAUACAAGUUCUGGAACCUGUCUUGGAAGUUUUGAAAAACGCUGUAGAAAAAAGUCAAACUUGGAUAGAAGAUAAAAUUGACAACCCGCCUCUCACCUACAGUGACCUUUGCCAGGAACUAGAGGCAGCUACAUUGAGUUUGUUGAAUACGUCAUCAUCUAUCAUAAAUGAAAAUAAAGACUACGUAGAUGUCGAGGACACUGCGUCAUCAUUAUCUCAGUCAACACCACAUCCUACAGCAGCAGAAAAAUGGGACCCUAGUGAAUCGAAACAUCAAGUCACUAAACACGUUCAAUCAACAGCGGAAAUAUUGAGUCGACUUGAGCAGAUAGAGACAGCCAUAUCUUCUCUACAAGACGUCAGUCGACAUGAGCAGAUAGAGACAGCCAUAUCUUCUCUACAAGACGUCAGUCGACAUGAGCAGAUAGAGACAGCCAUAUCUUCUCUACAAGACGUCAGUCGACUUGAGCAGAUAGAGACAGCCAUAUCUUCUCUACAAGACGUCAGUCGACUUGAGCAGAUAGAGACAGCCAUAUCUUCUCUACAAGACGUCAGUCGACUUGAGCAGAUAGAGACAGCCAUAUCUUCUCUACAAGACGUCAGUCGACUUGAGCAGAUAGAGACAGCCAUAUCUUCUCUACAAGACGUCAGUCGACUUGAGCAGAUAGAGACAGCCAUAUCUUCUCUACAAGACGCCAAUGUCAAGUCUACAGAUUACAUAUCAGAAAUAAAACAAUGGAGAGACAACUUUGUAACAGAACAGAGUGACAUGGGGGUAAACAUUGAACAACUGACUAAAAAACAAAAACAGAAUUUAAAAAACCUCAGAAAACAAAUGAGUGAACAAGAUAAUAAAGUAAAGGAGCUGAACAAAGAAAUUGAAAGUUUAAAAGAAAAAGAAACCAAGUCACACAAAACACUAGAGAAACAUUCUCUAAAUAUGAAAGAACAUAAAAUCAAAUUGGACAAAAUAAAUAAAGAGAUGCAAGAUCACACAAAUAAGACAGACAGUAUAACUCAAGAAAUUAAAAGACAUUCUGAUCAGAUUGUUUAUUUACAAGAAGAAAAUAAAAUCUUGGUCGAUACAACAAUGACACUUGAGAAAGUGCAAUCAAAGCACAAUGUGAUGUACAAACUUCUGCAACAAAGAUUGAUGCCUAUUGACAAAUUGAUUCAAAUCUUUAACCAGAACUUGAAAACAAGGGAACAAAGAUUACAGGAGCUUGAAAAUAUUGAAAUUACCAUUUCAAAGAUGUCCAAAGAAAUUCAUUUAAUCGAGUCACGUGUAUGUAACAGAUAUGCUUGUCAUGUGGAGCUUGAUGAUCUCACACCUGUCAGUGCUGGAUCAAUUAUUUCAACAUUUAGUGAAGUACGUGAAUAUAACGGUCAACAUUUUAAUCAAACCACAGGAACAUUUGUAUCACCACAUGAUGGUUUAUAUCUUGUCUGUGUCAGUCUACAUGAAUGUGAAGAUAAACUGAUUAGAGUUGCUGUGGUGGCUGGAGGCAAGUGUCAUACGUUUAUAGAAGUGAAAUGUGCCGACACUAGCGCUGCUGGGUCAGUGGUUGUUGACAUGAAGAAAGGUCAAGAACUUUACUUUGAAGUCACACGCUAA